Molecule: messenger RNA, 270 nt
Organism: Blepharisma stoltei
Lineage: Eukaryota; Ciliophora; Heterotrichea; Heterotrichida; Blepharismidae
Source: the annotation of a GenBank genome assembly
AUGACAAAGCAAUCAAGCUUGAUCCCAAAAAUGCUAAUUUAUACAACAACAAAGGCAGAGUGUUUUAUAAUUUACAAAGACAUCUUGAAGCAAUCAAAUUACAUGACAAAGCAAUCGAACUUGAUCCAAACGAUGCUGAUUUUUAUUAUGAUAAAGGCACAGUUUUUUUUGAUUUACAAAGAUAUCUUGAAGCAAUUGAAUGCUUUGACAAAGCAGCCAAGCUCAAUCCAAACAAUGCUAAACCUUACUAUAAGAAAGCAUGCUCUUUAA